UAUAUAUAUAUAUAUAAGAAACGUCCGAUGUUACAAGUAGGUCAGGCUAUGACGUGUGCAACGGCAAUCGAUAUAAUCUAAAUACGAUGAGUAUACUCUCGCGAGGGGUGAAGUAAUGCCACGGAAUAAACGCGCUUCGCUAAAUACGGAAGCAGAUUGGAUCGUUGUGCUUGCCAGUGGUACCCAUAUCGGGCAUGAACUGCCAUUGCUUGUUAAUGUCAAAUCAAACUUAAAAGUGCGCGAUACCGUUAAAUAAUACGAGUUCUAAGAGAACUUCCCUCUUUGUUCCCUUUUUUCUCCCGACGUUUUAGCAUGCAUUCUUAUUUCGCUUUAGACAUAGAAGAUAUGAAACUUUCAGUUGAAGAGAAACGAUUCAAGAUUCGGAAGUACGAAACAUUCAGGGCAUAACAAAAGGAGUCGAUCGGGAGGUGUUUGGAAUUUUCCAAGAAGCUUUCUCACGAUACGCAGCCUUCCGCGGUGGUAGAUUUAAUUGCAAGUAUUACACGCGCGACUAGAAUUGCAGGUAUUGAGAAACGUGGGCCGUUGAGAAACUCUGCGCCAAGGCACAGGUGAAGAAAUCGAUCCGAUACUCUCGUCUACACACGUGAUCCGCGCGCGCGUGCGGACGCGGCCGCGCGACUCGCGCACGGACUCGGCGGUGGCGGGUUACCUAGGACACCGUGUACAUACGAGGAGGGCCGCAUCGCGGACGACACUUCCGGCACAGUCGUGUCCUCCGUGACAGCGUCGAUGGGGCCAUGCACGUCGACGUUCGCGUCGCGACGUCCAACCCGGAGCACCGAACGAUAAUUCCCGUGUGCGUGAAGUUAAUCCGCAGGGACGACUCGAGGAUGUGAACAUCGUUGAAGAUUCAUCGAGGAACGUGAAACGUCGUGAGAUGUCAGCGUGAGCAAUCUCGAGACACCCGGGCACCUGAGAGCGAUCCGUCACCCCGUGACUCGGCAUGCUCCUACGUCGUCCUCCGGACUGAGCUUCCUGGUACGUGAGUCAGGAUCGCCGGAACCACCGGGCGGCCGGGCUGGCCUCCGCGGCGAGGAUGAGCGCCAAGAUAUCGGCGGCCGGCCGCGACGGCGCGGCACAGUCAACGGCGAGCCAUCGCACCGCGAGAUCGUCGCCCGUCAAGAGACCGCUGUCGCCGGAGGCCACUGGCAUCACAGAGAGAUCGUCGAAGCGUGCAGCCGUUUCGGAGCUGAAAUCGUCCUCGAACGGAGUUUCCGGCCGAUCGUUACCCGAAGAAGUCAGUGAGAUGCCAGUCCUAACGAGAGUUUGUUCCUCUGCGACAUUGCCGAGGUUCAAGAGAUUCCGAUUCCGACCCAUCGAUGCGCCGACCACAGGACCGUGCCACGACGUAAGCACCGACGUGAACUCUAACAACUACCAUCACCAUCCUCAUCAUCAUCAUCAUCAUUAUCAUCAUCAUCACUGUGGCCACAAUAAACACGACCAACGGUCUCUAGACCGAAUUCCAUCGUCCUCCUCGAUGUCUACCUUGCUAUGCUGCGAGCCAGUGUCGGCUGGCCGGCCUCGGGCCAAUCUGAAGCUCGUGCUGAACCGCAGCCUGAGCGAACCAGGACCGAGUCCCUGCGCCUUUCCAGCACCGCCGACUGCCUCGCCGAUCGCUGUUAACAACAACAAUCACAACAACAACAACAACAACAAUAACAACAAUAACGGUAAUAGCAAUCCUAUCGAACCACCUUCGAUCGUGAUCGACGAGGUGAACGGCGACGACGAAGACAACGACAACGUUCACCGUCGUGGCUUCCACCAUCUUCACUACCACCACCAUCAUCAUCAUCACCAUCUCCACCAUCUUCACCAUCAUCAGCACCUGUCGGUGACCACGAAGCGUUGCAAACUGGAGACCGCCAGCCUGCCUACCAGUCCCUGCGCCGAGAACGGUCUUCAUCGCCAGCUAGUGCUAAGCAAGACCCGUGUGAUCACCGCCGAUGAUCUCGCCCAGCGUCUCGCGCAUCUCGAGCGACCGUCCACCGCCGUUCCACCAGUGAUUCUGGAUUGCAGACCGUUCAUACUGUACAAUGUCAAUCACGUGCGCGGCGCCAUCAACGUCAAUUGCUCGGAUCGCUUCAACCGACGCAGGCUCCAGCUGGGAAAAGCCACUCUCGCCGAUCUCGCAACCGCCCGCGAGGGCAAGGAGCUGCUCAGGAAGAGGCAGUUCAAGGAAGUCAUAGUGUACGACGACUGUACGGACGACUUGGAACACCUGCCCGCUCAGCACCCGUUAUUUCUGGUGCUCGCUGCACUCGUGGAUGAUGACCGGGAGCCGGCUCUGCUGAUCGGUGGUCAUCGGGAAUUUCACAAGCGGCACCGAAAGCUAUGCGAGGACACGCUUCUGCCGAACGGAGCCGCAGCUGCCGCGGUCGCCGAUCCAUCGAUGACGACGGUGAGCGGCUGCACGAGUCCUGGGCCAGGCUGUCCGGUGCUGAGCAUCUCCGGCCCGCCGACCCCGCAGCCGGCCGACAUCGACAGCCACCCGGCGUCCCGCGUCCUGCCCUUCCUUUAUCUCGGUAACGGCAGGGACGCCGCCGAUCUGCAGCUACUACGCGCCCUCGGCGCCACCCGGGUGCUGAACGUCACCUCCCAGCUGCCCGGCUACCACGAAGAAAGGGGUAUCACGUACAGGCAGAUACCUGCCUCGGACUCUGGCCAUCAGAACCUCAAGCAGUACUUCGAGGAAGCAUUCGAUUUUAUCGAGGAAGCGCGGAAGGCCGGAAGCAGCGUGCUGGUGCACUGUCAAGCUGGAGUGUCGCGCAGUGCGACGAUCGCGAUCGCUUAUAUAAUGCGGCAUAAAGGUCUGUCGAUGGGGGAGGCGUACAGACUAGUGAAGAACGCGCGUCCGAUUAUCAGCCCGAACCUGAACUUCAUGGGUCAGCUGCUGGAGCUUGAGCAGGGCCUGAAGGCGUCCGGUGACGUCGCCAACUCCACACCGGAGGAAUCCACGACGGCGACGACAACGUCAACGAUGACGACAACGUCGACGACGACGGCGGCGACGACGACGACGACGACAACGACGACAACGGGUAGUUGUCACCAGUGCAGGUGGAGUCACCAACCGAAUAGCGAGGAGGUCGUUACCUCCGGCUGCAGCGUCUGAGACCGGGCCUCUCUCUCGUAUCUUCUUCUUCGCUUCGAUCUCUAUCUAGAAUACCGGAUCGUCGGCGACGGCGUCGGUGCGUCGCGAUGGCGCAAAACAUAUCCCGAGAGAUCAUCGAGAGCGAACGACGACAUCCCUCCUGCGUAUUCCUCGCGACCGGAUGACGAAUGAACGCAAUUCGCGGGAUUGGAUCGCCGACCGUUUAAGGAUAUCACACAAGGAUAUCAGAUUCAACCGUAGGAGAAUUCUACAAAGACGAACGAUGAUGCUCUCUCGGCAUCCUCUCUUGAAAUCCCAGAAUGCGGAUCUAUGGAAUAUUCGGUUUUCUCACGGCUCACGACAUCUAAUUUGUCGUGUUUUUCACUUCAGACCUCUUAGCCUAGAAAUUAUUGGCUUUUAAGUUUCUUUUUUUUUUUUUUUUUUUUUU
Messenger RNA from Pogonomyrmex barbatus (red harvester ant), 3566 nucleotides. Its product is annotated as dual specificity protein phosphatase 10. The record is from RefSeq and is a predicted model, not a curated record. Lineage: Eukaryota; Metazoa; Arthropoda; Insecta; Hymenoptera; Formicidae. Gene Ontology annotation, molecular function: MAP kinase tyrosine/serine/threonine phosphatase activity; protein tyrosine/threonine phosphatase activity; MAP kinase tyrosine phosphatase activity. Gene Ontology annotation, biological process: negative regulation of MAPK cascade; peptidyl-tyrosine dephosphorylation. Gene Ontology annotation, cellular component: cytosol; cytoplasm.